Messenger RNA from Ahaetulla prasina, 2748 nucleotides. It is a transcript of the gene CCDC6, whose product is annotated as coiled-coil domain containing 6. The record is from RefSeq and is a predicted model, not a curated record. The transcript has 9 exons. The coding region runs from base 86 to 1480 and encodes 464 amino acids. NCBI's taxonomy places the organism in Eukaryota, Metazoa, Chordata, Lepidosauria, Squamata, Colubridae.
GCGCAGGGGCGGCAGCGAGAGAGCAGGAGCGGCGGCGGCGGCAGAAGCGAGAAGGGCGCCUGGCUCGGCCUCCUUCUGGGCCGGCAUGGCCGACAGCGCCAGCGAGAGCGACACGGACGGCGGAGGCGGAGGCGGCGGCGGCGUGGCCGCGGGGGCUCCGGGGGCGUCGGCCUCUUCGGGGCCGGGCGUCGGGGUCUCUUCGGCGUCGUCGGCGGGCUCCGGCCCCGGGAAGGCGGCCGGCAUCGUCAUCUCCCCGUUCCGCCUGGAGGAGCUGACCAACCGGCUGGCCUCGCUGCAGCAGGAGAACAAGGUGCUGAAGAUCGAGCUGGAGACCUACAAGCUGAAGUGCAAAGCGCUGCAGGAGGAGAACCGCGACCUGCGCAAGGCCAGCGUCACCAUCCAAGCCCGAGCAGAGCAAGAAGAAGAAUUCAUCAGUAACACCCUGUUUAAGAAAAUUCAAGCUUUGCAGAAGGAGAAGGAGACGUUGGCCGUGAAUUAUGAAAAGGAGGAGGAAUUUCUCACUAAUGAACUCUCCAGGAAGCUGAUGCAGCUGCAGCAUGAGAAGGCAGAGCUGGAGCAGCAUCUGGAGCAAGAACAGGAGUUCCAAGUCAACAAGUUGAUGAAGAAAAUUAAAAAACUGGAAAAUGACACCAUUUCAAAGCAGCUCACUCUGGAACAGCUAAGACGCGAGAAGAUUGAUCUGGAAAACACACUUGAACAAGAACAAGAAGCCCUCGUGAACCGUCUCUGGAAGAGGAUGGACAAACUUGAAGCCGAAAAAAGAAUUCUCCAGGAGAAACUGGACCAGCCUGUGUCUGCUCCUCCAUCGCCAAGGGACAUAUCAAUGGAAAUUGACUCUCCAGAAAAUAUGAUGCGGCAUAUCAGGUUUCUGAAGAACGAGGUAGAGAGGUUAAAGAAACAGCUCCGAGCAGCUCAGCUACAGCAUUCAGAGAAGAUGGCCCAGUACCUGGAAGAAGAACGUCACAUGCGAGAGGAGAACCUGAGGCUCCAAAGAAAACUGCAGAGGGAGAUGGAGCGAAGGGAAGCCUUGUGCCGGCAGCUGUCUGAAAGUGAAUCCAGUCUGGAAAUGGACGAUGAAAGAUACUUUAAUGAAAUGUCUGCGCAAGGAUUAAGACCUCGCACUGUGUCAAGUCCAAUUCCAUAUACACCUUCUCCAAGUUCUAGCAGACCCAUCUCACCAGGUCUCUCGUAUGCAAGUCACACCGUUGGCUUCACUCCCCCAACUUCACUCACCAGAGCUGGCAUGUCUUAUUAUAACUCUCCUGGCCUUCAUGUGCAGCAUAUGGGAGCAUCCCACAGCAUUACGAGGCCUUUGCCGCGAAGAAGCAACAGCCCGGACAAGUUCAAGCGCCCCACGCCCCCUCCCUCUCCGAACACGCAGACCCCACUGCCGUCGGCACCCCCGCCUCCCCCUCCGCCUCCCCAGCCGGCUCCUUUCCAGCCCUCCACUCAGCCUUAGUGCCCCGGCCAGCGAUCCUGCCUUCAGAGUUGGACUCAUCCCCCCGGAGCAGUUUACUACAAGCCAAAGGCUUAACCACGGUCAAUUUAGAGUUGACUGACUUGCACUGAAGUUGUCGAGGCUUCACCGUUUCAUUGUGUUGUACCAGUUGCCCAAGGACCUCCUCCGGCGUUAGCCCGUGACCCGCAUCCGAGGCACUUCCUUCCAGGGAAGGAGGUGGGCGGCGGCACCUGAGCAUCGCCCACCCCGGGGGCCCCAUCUGCGCAAGAAGCAGCCUCUCUCGGUUUCUCCAAAAGGCAGCCAUCGGGAUGAGAUCUGUCACAUCCGUCUGAAGCAAGCCAACCCAAACCCAUCAGUGUUGACACGGGAACAUCCAUGUAUGUGCCUGCCGCGCCUGGCACACCAGCACCUGCGUUGGGUAUGCGGCCUCCUGUUUUGCCGAGCUCCCCGUACAGCCUCUCUCCUUUAAACCCCCUCCCUCCCCUGCCCUCACCCCUCCCACUUCCUGCUUUCUGAUUCAAAAGGGAUAGUUCUCCCUGGCUCUUCACAACUUCUUGCAUUCUGCGACUAAGGCAUGGGCUCUCCAUUACAAGCUCCCAGGUAUGACGGUGUGUUUCCAGCGUAUACGGCAAAUCAGCUCUACAUUUCAGUACAGCUUUUAGUGUGAAAGUGAAAGGCCGACACCUCAUCUCUCGAAUUGUGUCCCUUAAUUUCCAGACUUAAGUAAAGCAUACACGUGCAACACCCCCCCCCCCUUUAUCCAGUGUGUUGGUACUGUCUGAAAUGUCAGACCCUGUAAGACGUAUGGAUCUCCCUCCCUCCCUUCCCUCUCUCCCUCCCUCCCUCCCUCCCUUGUAAAGCCCUUCCUGCCGCUUCAUUAUAAUGCUUGGGGCCGUCUGUCUACAGCUGUUCUCUGAUUUUCUGCUGUAGGAAAGCAGUUUUUAUGAAAAGAAAAAGAAAAAAAAAAGCCCGAUUUAAAACCCUUGUUUAAAAUAUUUUAAUGGUGUGGCCCUUCCUCUCUGAAAGUUUAAACUGCGAUGUUAGGCUUUUGGAAGAAGAAAAAUUAAAGCAGAUGGGAGGUGCUCAUUUAUAGCAGCAUAUGGUAAACAGCCAAAAGUGUUGUAUUGCUUGGUAGAAAAGGAUCAAGAGAAAGUUAGGUGACAAUAGCAAAUGCGUAUUUAGCAGCAUAAGCCGGUACAAUGUAUAAAGAAAUGUAUUCUGGAAUACAUUCUUUCAAUUCAUUUAGCACAAAUAAAUGGUUUGUUUCA